Cyphellophora europaea CBS 101466 is the source of this 576-nucleotide messenger RNA. RefSeq lists its product as uncharacterized. The transcript has a single exon. Bases 1 to 576 code for a protein of 191 amino acids. NCBI's taxonomy places the organism in Eukaryota, Fungi, Ascomycota, Eurotiomycetes, Chaetothyriales, Cyphellophoraceae. Gene Ontology annotation, cellular component: NuA4 histone acetyltransferase complex. The record is from RefSeq and is a predicted model, not a curated record.
AUGGCAGAGAACGUGCCUCCAAACUCAGCGACCAAGUCCGCGGCCAAUGGCGACCGGCCUGGUUUGCCAUAUUACGAGAAAUUGCGACGCGAUCUGCGUGACACCCUGCAGAAGAAGCGACUGCUUGAUCGCAACAUGACCGCCAUCGAAGAUCAGAUCUACAGGUCAGAGACUUCAUAUCUCGAAGAUACAUCUGCCGCGGGCAACAUCGUUAAAGGUUUCGACAAUUACAUCAAGGCAUCUGCCCUGUCCUCCUCAGCCAACUCUGCCGGAGGUACUAUCUCGGGCAGCGCAGCGGGCGGUGGCUUGGGUGCGAGUCGGAGAAAGACUGCCGUGAACGAUGGAGACAGAGUCUUCUCGAAGAGCUCAACAUCCUAUCUGCGAGAUUCGGAUACCCCUAGCAGUGCUGUGAGCACUCCCAACCAUGCUGCUACGCCGACCGGCAGCUUCGCCGCCGAUAGGGCUGGAGACAAGAAGAAAAAGAAGAACGUUGCCAAUGACGAAGAAUCGGACUCGAGGCCUAGCAAGAGGCAGAAGAUCAGCUUUAAUGCUGGGCGAAAAGGGCAGGAUGAUUGA